GUUAUAAUUCUCAGUUCCUCUCCUCUCUUUCUCGCCAUUACUUAUCGCCAUCCCUCUCUCCUCUCUCUUCAAACAGAGGCUGGUUGUAUCUGAAAAAGAGUGUGCGAGUCCUUGGAGAAGGAGGAAGUCAUGGAGGCCAAGAUCCUAGCCGGCGUAUUGCACACGGACACGCACACUCGACUCCAGGCAGGGGAACAGUUAUUGGAAUAUUUGAGAAAUGAAGAGAACCAGUUGGCAGAGUUUGAGGAUUUAGAGGAAUUAAUUAAGGGAUUAGCCAACUGGAUGUCCAGCAGCAAUUUUAGAAUGAGUCUCCAAGCAAUGGAUCUGCUAAUAAUGAUAAUAAUACAAUUUAAAGAGAAAUUCAAGCAUUACAUUAGCAUAUUGUUACCAGUAAUAAGAGAGAAGCUUGGAGAUGCUAAAGACUCUGUUAGAGAGAAAACUCAAGUACUUAUACAGCAGAUAAUGCAGGAUACUGUCACUUCACCACAAAAACUACUGGACACUGUCUUGGAAGGUAUUCUAACUCAUAAAAACUGGCGAGUUAAAGAGCAAGGGCUCCUGUGUAUAACUAGAACACUUAGCUUUUUUGGUACUAGUCAAAUUUCAGUAUCUAAAUACGUUGGCUCAAUAUGUGAAUUAUUGGGCGAUGCUAAUGCUCAGGUGAGAUCUGUAGCCAUUGAGUCGUUGGUGGAAAUAUAUCGUCACGUGGGAGUGAAGGUUCGUAUUGACAUCACAAAGAGGACUAACAUACCGGCUGCUAAACUUCAACUCAUUUUACAAAAAUUUGACGAGUUGGACAAAGAGAGUGGAGAAGAUGGAGACGAGAGUGGUUCACUCUCCUCUUGUUCUUCAAGUGCUUCAGCUAGCAAGGGACAAGGAUCUGGCCCAGUAACAAGUGGUGGAGGGAAGAGGAAGGGUUCAGCUCCUGUCAGUAAUGGAGGGAGUAGCUCUGGAGCUAUUGAUGAAGCUCAGUUUGAGAAGUCAUACACUGAUGUACCACAUUUGAAUAUAUUCACUCAGGCUGAUAUUGACAGGAUAAUGGACUCCAUAUCAAAAGUCCUAAGCAACAAAGACGCUCAGUGGGACACCAGGGUAUCCUCCCUCAAAGAGCUCAGGGCUGUCAUUCAAUCUGAAGUUGUCGACUAUCAAAACUUUGUUUCUCAACUACGAGGCCUUGAGAUACCCUACCAGAGUGCCUUGAAAGACCUCAGGUCUCAGGUGGUACGAGAGGCUUGUGUGACUCUUGCCUGCCUUGCUGUUCAUUUGAGGGUUGACCUGCUCCAGUUUGCUGAGCUAAUGCUACCACAUCUAAUAGCCCUUCUACCUAAUUCAGCUAAAGUGAUGGCUUCAUCAGCUAAUGUCUGUGUGAAAGUAAUAAUACAGAAUUGUCCUAAUCACCGAUUGAUUGGUCCUGUGGUACAAGGUUUUCAAGCAAAGUCUGCGAUCACGCGUAAAAGUUGUGCCGAGAUCAUCGAACUAUUGACACGAAACUGGGACACUGGUAUACUGGAUAGGGCCGGUAGCACACUGGAGGAAGCCAUUGUUAAAGGAGUGAAGGACGCUGAUGCUACUGCAAGAAAAUUAAUGAGAAGGGCAUUCUGGGGUUACCACUCUCAUUAUCCAUCAGCUGCUGAUAGACUCUUCAAUACUUUUGAUAGUCAGAUACAGAAGCACCUCAGAGACGAGAAGAGACAGCUGGACGGGGAACCGCCAGCACCUCCUGUCCAAUUAUCACAAAUAAAGCCUAAAGUAAAGAAGUCUGAUUUAUUAUUUCAGAACAGUUCAGAGGGAGGCGAUUCCCUCCCCCCGUCCAGAGGAGGGAGUGUCCCUUCAAUCAAGAUCCGUACCCCUACAAUCCGUGCCCCUGUCCUUAAGAACAGGCGAACAACAGAGCCGGCUCUACCUGCGACUAAGCCGCCUCUUUCCAAAUCUGGUCAAUCCAGCGACAACCUUUUAUCGGACGCCAGUCAGUCCAGUUUAGGCGCUCCUGCUCGUCCAUCGUCUCGUACUGGUAGCUCACGUAAGACGUCUGAGGAUAGACCCGUGACUCCGUCCGGUCGCCAUCGUCCACCACGAGCCAAGAGCCCUGGUAUUGGAGGGAGUAGCAGGGACAGUUCACCUGCUAGGAAGUCAUCAUCAUUGUCUAGGAAAGCAUUACCUAAAUUAACUCACGAUUCACUUACACAAAUUGUUGGUUUUGCCCCUAGCAGUGGUAUGAUCGAUGAUGAUGAUGAUACUGCUAGCAUCACGUCCGAUCGAUCGGCUUUCUCGGUUUCCUCUGAGAUGUCAGUCACGCCUUACGCAACAUCAAAAUAUCCUAAUCCAAUAACUGAUUUAGACGAGUUAAUUAAGUUAUGUACAUCAAAGACCUGGUCUGAGAGAAAGGAUGGGAUUGCACAGCUUCACCUCCUACUGGAGAGUGAUCACGAAUUAACUGCAUCUGAUAUUUCGAAAGUCAAAGAUGUCUUUAAAAGAUUCUUUGCUGAAACUAAUUCUCAAGUCUAUGGUAUGUUCCUUGAGACACUGACUAGAUUCAUACAGAGUCACAGGAUCCACUUGAAUGACUGGAUCUACAUACUGUUACUGAAACUAUUGCAGAAGCAAGGGAAUGACAUGCUCAAAUCAGUUCAGUAUAAAGUACAACUUGUACUGGAACAUGUUAGGAAAGCAUUUGAUCCAUCAUCCCAGUUCAGUGUAUUGUGUCGUAUACUAACUGAUCCAGCACAACCAAUGACUGUGAAAGUGAAGCAAGCCUGGCUGGAAUAUGUACAUGAGCUUGUACCAAUGAUUGACUCUGAAGACUUCAAAGAGACUUCUGAGACCAGACAGGCAUUCACUAAACUCUUAGCGUUGACGCUGGAGCCUAAAAGCCUUGAAGUACGUAAAGCAAGUCAACGUGUCGUUACUGGUCUAUUUGAUCUGAAUGCAUCAGUAUUCUCAUUGUUACUCAGAGGAGUGCCACAUAAUCUCAAGGAGAAUGCUGAGCGUAUAGUGAAAGGAUACAUUCAAGAUGGGAACAGCAGUGAUGAUGAUGAGAUUGUUCCACCUUCGCCCACGUCUCGUGCAGUUCCCAAAUCGAAAUCCCACACCAUGGGAUCCCACUCUGGUACUUCUUCAAUGAGCAGUGGACCUCCCCAGCGACAGGUUCAACCUUUAUCUCCAUCUUAUCGCCAAAUGUCUUCAUCGUCUCCUAACAUUGUCUCGAACAGACACGAGGCGCCGCCCGAUCACACCACACCCAAAUCCGGCACUCCCCAGACCCAGCGUAGUAGUAGAGUACCAGUCCCGACUGGCCGGGGCACCCCCUCUGGGUUAACGCCUACUAAGAUACCACGCCCAUCCUCUCGUCAAGGAGGGCCAGGGUCUGCCUUGCCUCCUAGGGCCCGUAGUGUCGACCCGGAGAGAAUGAUGGCCACUACUCAACUUCAGGAUUUUAAUCAUAGCUUGAUGGUAGGAGGAGGAGGAGGAGGAGGUGGUGGUGGUCAUAGUAAACCACGUGACCGGUACCAGCGUCCAAUGUCCUCUCAGUCGGAAUACAUUACGGCUUCUCUUGCUGGAGGUGGGAGGGGCUAUGCUAACGGUGUGAGGAAUCCACUGUUGCCACGCCCACCUUCGUCUCAAGGUUUCAUGUUGGAUCAUUUUAUAUCCACUCUACCAAUGCUUGACUUUGGAUCACCAGAUCCUGAUGGUGAGCCACGAGAUCAAAUUGCCCUCCUAUUGAAGCAAAUUAAAGAUACCAACAAUUCUAAAGUGCGUACGACUGCGAUCCAGUCCAUCUUUUCACUAGCAAAGUCAUUUGAUUACAACAACUGGAAGGAUCACAUCUCAGAUGCAAUGACCACUCUGGUUUCAUGCACUAAUGAUUCUGAUGGUCUAGUCCGUACAAUGUCGCUACGUGUCAUUCGUGAACUAGUAAAAGCUCGUCCGCCCGGACUAACCCAGUUCACGGAGCAGCUCACGAACCAGUCACUCAGCUCGUAUCAGGAAACCGACUGUAAUGUGAGUCAGGCAGCAGAGGACCUCUUCAGUCCAUUGGCAGCUGCACUACCGCCUCCUCGUGUGCUGGAUAUACUCAUACCACUCGUCUCUAAAGGAGCUGAUGCUAGCUCUCUGGGAGCACUCAAACUUAUAUCAAAGGUUGUGAGUCAUUCUGAUGAGAGCUGUAUAUCAGAAAGACUGAACGACAUGGUUCCUGGUAUUGUACAGGGUUAUCGUCAUGAGGAAAGCAGCAUACGCAAGGCAAGCGUAUUCUGUUUAGUUGAAAUACAUGGAAUAGUUGGUGAAGAUCUAAGACCAUUUCUGUCGGUUCUCACCUCAUCACAGACCAAACUACUUGAUUUGUACAUCAAAAGGCAUCAUAGUUCUUCAAAGAGAGACUCUCAUCCUACUUCCUCAGAGCAAUGAAACAAUCUUUCAUUCUUUAAUUUCCCUUCCUUUUUCUUAAAGCACACACACCAUCUCCUCUAUUGAUCAGUAUAAUUUUAAUAUCAUGCAUGCAUUAGCUUCCCUUCUCUUUUCUUCUUUCAUUGAUAAUUCAAUGUAAUGCAUUGUUGCUAUUAUUAUUAUUAUUAUUAUUAUUAUUAUUAUUAUUAUUAUUAUUAUUAUUAUUUGUUCUGGAGAUAAAUGUUAUAGACUGUAGUCUUUUUCUUAUUUUUUGUGCUUUAGACCCUCACACUUUAUUUGUCACAAGUACUAUUAUUAUUAUUAUUAUCAUUAUUAUUACAACGAA
Messenger RNA from Amphimedon queenslandica, 4729 nucleotides. Its product is annotated as CLIP-associating protein 1-like. Lineage: Eukaryota; Metazoa; Porifera; Demospongiae; Haplosclerida; Niphatidae. Gene Ontology annotation, molecular function: microtubule binding. Gene Ontology annotation, cellular component: cytoplasmic microtubule; basal cortex; mitotic spindle. The record is from RefSeq and is a predicted model, not a curated record. The transcript is spliced from 23 exons. Gene Ontology annotation, biological process: establishment of mitotic spindle localization; mitotic spindle assembly. Bases 130 to 4404 code for a protein of 1424 amino acids.